Zingiber officinale is the source of this 1655-nucleotide messenger RNA. Its product is annotated as elongation factor 1-alpha-like. NCBI's taxonomy places the organism in Eukaryota, Viridiplantae, Streptophyta, Magnoliopsida, Zingiberales, Zingiberaceae. Gene Ontology annotation, molecular function: GTPase activity; translation elongation factor activity; GTP binding. The coding region runs from base 116 to 1459 and encodes 447 amino acids. The record is from RefSeq and is a predicted model, not a curated record. The transcript is spliced from 3 exons. Gene Ontology annotation, biological process: translation; translational elongation.
UCUAUUCCCUUCGUCGAGGUGAGGUCUAAUUCCUCGCUUUUGGAUGCUUGUAUCGAUUUCGGAGCAUGUCUUUGUUUGCCAUCUUUAGUUGUUUUACUUUUAAGCUUUAAUCACAAUGGGGAAAGAGAAGGUUCAUAUCAGCAUUGUGGUCAUCGGUCAUGUCGACUCUGGCAAGUCAACUACCACUGGACAUCUUAUUUACAAGCUUGGUGGCAUUGAUAAGCGUGUGAUUGAGAGGUUCGAAAAGGAGGCUGCUGAGAUGAACAAGAGGUCAUUCAAGUAUGCCUGGGUCCUUGAUAAGCUUAAGGCUGAGCGCGAAAGAGGGAUUACUAUCGAUAUUGCUCUUUGGAAGUUUGAGACAACCAAGUAUUACUGCACAGUCAUUGAUGCUCCUGGACACCGUGAUUUCAUCAAGAAUAUGAUCACUGGAACCUCCCAGGCAGAUUGUGCUGUUCUUAUCAUUGACUCAACAACUGGUGGUUUUGAAGCUGGUAUUUCAAAGGAUGGUCAGACUCGUGAGCAUGCCUUACUUGCUUUUACACUUGGAGUUAAACAGAUGAUUUGCUGUUGCAACAAGAUGGAUGCAACCACCCCCAAGUAUUCCAAGUCAAGGUACGAUGAAAUAGUGAAGGAGGUUUCUUCCUACCUCAAAAAGGUUGGCUACAACCCCGAGAAGAUCCCUUUUGUCCCCAUCUCUGGAUUUGAGGGUGACAACAUGAUUGAGAGGUCUACCAACUUGGACUGGUACAAGGGCCCCACCCUCCUUGAGGCUCUCGACUUGAUCAAUGAACCGAAGAGGCCCACAGAUAAACCCCUUCGGCUCCCUCUCCAGGAUGUGUAUAAAAUUGGUGGGAUUGGAACUGUUCCAGUUGGACGAGUUGAGACAGGUGUCCUCAAGCCUGGUAUGGUCGUUACAUUUGGUCCAACUGGGUUGACGACUGAAGUCAAGUCGGUUGAGAUGCACCAUGAAGCUCUCCAGGAAGCUCUCCCUGGCGAUAAUGUUGGGUUUAAUGUGAAGAAUGUCGCAGUUAAGGAUCUUAAGAGAGGUUUUGUUGCAUCCAACUCGAAGGAUGAUCCUGCAAAGGAGGCUGCUAACUUCACUUCUCAGGUGAUCAUCAUGAACCACCCAGGCCAGAUUGGCAAUGGCUAUGCCCCCGUCUUGGACUGCCACACCUCUCACAUCGCAGUCAAGUUUUCUGAAAUUCUCACCAAGAUUGAUAGACGAUCUGGCAAGGAGCUUGAGAAAGAGCCCAAAUUCCUUAAGAAUGGUGAUGCUGGCUUUGUUAAGAUGACCCCUACCAAGCCCAUGGUGGUCGAAACUUUCGCUGAGUACCCUCCACUUGGUAGAUUUGCUGUGAGGGACAUGCGGCAGACGGUUGCUGUCGGUGUCAUCAAGAAUGUUGAGAAGAAGGAGCCAACCGGUGCCAAGGUUACCAAGGCUGCAGCCAAGAAGAAGUGAAAUGGUUAAUGAUGGUCAAGUUUGGUUCAGGUUUUUCUUUGCUUUGCUUUGCUUUAGGUCUUGUUUAUCACCUAAAACUUUUUGAUAGCAACUAAUGUGGUUAAAUUGCAAAUCAUAAAUGCUUGUUUAUCUACUUUCAGAUGUUUUAAAUUUGAACAUUUUGGUCCAAGUAAAUGCUGUCAUUUAGUUCUAUUUA